Aspergillus tanneri is the source of this 1542-nucleotide messenger RNA. RefSeq lists its product as uncharacterized. The transcript is spliced from 3 exons. The record is from RefSeq and is a predicted model, not a curated record. Gene Ontology annotation, biological process: transmembrane transport; intracellular polyamine homeostasis. Lineage: Eukaryota; Fungi; Ascomycota; Eurotiomycetes; Eurotiales; Aspergillaceae. The coding region runs from base 1 to 1542 and encodes 513 amino acids. Gene Ontology annotation, molecular function: polyamine transmembrane transporter activity.
AUGGCCUCGUCCAUGGAGAAAGAUGGGGCAUCCACUUCUAUAUCGCCAGGCGCACCACAGGAGGACCUCCGGGGGGGAACUACCCUGUCCAACGAAACAACGAAAGACAUAAGCGAUCUCUAUUCUACAACACCAACGUCGGGUCCACAUCUAGAUAUGGAAGAAAAGGAUGAAGAAGCACGCGGUCCUUCGUAUCCCACAGAAACGGAAAGUAAGCUACCAGCAGUGGUACCGCGACUGAAGCGUAGAGGUCUUUUUGGUCAGCUCACCCUGCUGGCUGAGAUUGAAAACCCCAAGGCAUAUCCCCGGAAUAAGAAAUGGUUCAUCACGUUCAUUGUUGCAGUGGCUGGGGCCACGGCACCUAUGGGCAGUUCAAUAUUCUUCCUGUCGUUCUGUCUCUUUGUCGUAUUCAAUAUUGUCUGUGCAGUUUCCAGUUCGAUCGCUAUGCUCAUUGUGAUGCGGAUGCUGAGCGGUGGAGCGUCUGCAUCGGUCCAGGCAGUGGGCGCAGGGACCAUAGCAGAUAUAUGGGACUCACAGGAACGUGGACGUGCCAUGAGUAUCUUCUAUCUUGGCCCACUGUGCGGUCCGUUGUUUGCUCCUAUCAUCGGAGGAGCUCUGGCUCAGCGGUGGGGGUGGAGGAGUACUCUGUGGUUUCUGGCUGUUUAUGGGGCAAUCACCGUGGUGUUCAUAUUCUUUGCCCUUCCUGAGACCCUGGUGGUAUCAAAGACCUCUCCCAGUACCGACAACAACCAGCAGGAACCCAUUGGGCGUCGGAUAAGUCGAGUCUCGUCACGACAGGUGGUCCAGAUCACUGCGAGAUGGCUGAAAGUUCUCAAGGUGGUGUUUAUUGACCCAUUGAAAAUUGUCCUCUACCUGCGAUAUCCGCCAGUAUUGCUGACGGUAUACUAUGCGAGCAUUACGUUCGGCUCCCUCUAUGUGUUGAACGUGAGCAUUGAGCAUACCUUCGCAAGUGGCCCCUACAACUUCGCUACGAUCAUCGUGGGUCUGCUUUACAUUCCAAAUUCUGUGGGAUAUAUAGUUGCCAGCUCAUUUGGUGGGCGAUGGAUGGAUGAUAUCAUGCAACGGGAGGCCCGAAAGGCGCAGAGAUAUGACGAGAACGGCAGGCUGAUUUAUCAUCCCGAAGACCGAAUGCGCGAGAAUGCCUGGCUUGGUGCUUUGCUCUACCCGGCGGCAUUGAUCUGGUAUGGAUGGACGGCUGAUCAGGGUGUGUUCUGGCUGGCACCGAUGUUUGCCAAUUUCUUUUUUGGCAUUGGGUCAAUGCUUAUUUUCAGCAUGGCGACGACGAUGCUGACCGAGUUCAUGCCCAAGAAGUCGUCCGCAGGUGUGGCCCUGAACAAUUUCAUGCGGAACAUCUUCUCAUGCGUAGGGUCUCUCGUCACAGCUCCAAUCAUCGAUGCAAUCGGAAACGGAUGGCUUUUUACCAUUCUCGGAGUAGCCGCUUUUGCUAGCAGCUCUGUCCUCUUCGUCAUGAAAGUCUUUGGGCCUCGUUGGAGAGCAUCAAUGGACGCCCUCAGGCAAUAA